AGUAUUAAGGUCAUGGCGGCGUUGCAGAGCGCGAGACAGAGAAAGAAAACUCUCUGAACGAUCUCCCUCUCUCUUAAGUACUCCCCCAUACCGACAAACCAACUUUUAUCAGUCCCAAAAGCUUUUCGAUUUCUAGAAACAAACCCCUAUACUAUAACUCUACAUUCCUCCAAUUAGUAAAUCUCUUUUCGUCUUCUUCUUCUUCUCACCCAAUUAGUCCGAGAGAGAUUAGAAACAUCUUUUCUUCUUUCGCUAGACCAGAAGGUGUGUGGUGGGAAUUAUGAGAGCUGAGUGAGAGGGAAAAGAGAAGCCCUUGAAAAUUGGUAAUUUAUGGCUGGUGGUGUCGGAAAAUGGCAGCCUUUUUCUCGCUAGGCAACGGCGGAGGAGACGGAGGAGGAAGCAGCCAAGACGAGCACCACCACCACCACCACAGUUCCAACACUAGUAAUUAUAACCCUUCUCCAUCCGGAACAGAAUCUUGGCUCUGGUGCAGAAACCCUAAUUCAAACGCAAACGCAAACGCAAACGCAAACGCAAACGCUGGUGGUGGAGACAUCGCUCCUUCUUACAAAGGAACCCUUGAGCUAUGGCAACAACACCCAAGCAAUCAAGAAAUGCUUUUCCAGCAGCAACAAAGGUUGGAUCUUUACACUUCCGCUGCAGGUUUAGGCGUUGGACCAACCAACCGGACCUUGUUUGAAACCUCCGGCGACGCUUUGAUGAUGAUGAGAAGCGGUGGCAGCGGCGGACCGAACUGCCAGGACUGUGGGAACCAAGCUAAGAAAGAUUGCGCUCACAUGAGGUGUAGGACUUGCUGCAAGAGCCGAGGCCUUGAGUGUCCUACUCACGUGAAGAGCACGUGGGUUCCUGCCGCCAAACGCCGAGAACGCCAGCAGCAGCUCGCCUCCGGUCAGCAACCGCAAGGCCUGAGCGUUCCUAAACGGCAGAGAGAGCACAUCCCGGCGAGAUCGACUUCCCUUGUCUGCACUCGUAUACCUAGUCACAACCCAUAUGGGUUAGGGGUUGGGAACUUUCCGCCGGAAGUUAGCUCGCCGGCAGUUUUCCGGUGUGUACGUGUGAGUUCGGUGGAUGAUGGGGAAGAUGAGUAUGCAUAUAAAACAGCUGUGAGUAUAAGCGGUCACGUUUUCAAAGGUAUCCUGUACGAUCAAGGCCCGGCCGAGAGAAGCUCCUCCGUCGGUGGAUCUCAGCCGUUGAAUCUGAUAACCGCAGGCCCAUCGGCGUCUUCAUCAAGCCCAAACGUGAGCUGCAACAAUGGAGUCGUUGGCUCCACUUCAGAUCAUUACAUUGAUCCUGCCUCGCUUAAUUAUCCUACUCCGAUCAACAGUUUCAUGACUGGUACGCACUUCUUCUCCAACCCAAGAGCUUGAAUUCCUCACAGAUCAUAACAUUUUCGAUUCUUACAGUAGAAUUAGUGAUUUUGAACUGAGGAGGAGGGGUUUAAUUAUAACGGUGAUCUGUGUUGUCAAGAGUAAUUAACCUCCCAAUCCGGAGA
Eutrema salsugineum is the source of this 1513-nucleotide messenger RNA. RefSeq names its product protein SHORT INTERNODES. Gene Ontology annotation, biological process: positive regulation of DNA-templated transcription. Gene Ontology annotation, cellular component: nucleus. NCBI's taxonomy places the organism in Eukaryota, Viridiplantae, Streptophyta, Magnoliopsida, Brassicales, Brassicaceae. The record is from RefSeq and is a predicted model, not a curated record. Bases 351 to 1388 code for a protein of 345 amino acids. The transcript is spliced from 2 exons. Gene Ontology annotation, molecular function: DNA-binding transcription factor activity; DNA binding.